AUGUGUAUAACGAGGUCUUAUUCGAAUUUUGCAGCAAAUCAAAUUAUUUCAGCCGUCGAUCCGGAGACUCCUAAAAAAGCCACCAUCGCUGUGGCUCAGACAUUGAAUUGUGAUAUCGGAGAUGUGGCUGCAGAUGUGGCUGUGUCGUGGAAGGAUCAUGCUGGGGUUGCUAUAACAAGUGGUACUGGAGGGUACACCAUCGCACAGGGAACAGCUGAUUCUGCUGGUGACGGAAUUCAGAAAUCAACUCUGACCAUUGAUGUUGCCACUCUUACAAGUGUAGCUGGAGCUGCAAAUCCCGCGACAUACAAAUGUGCUGCGGUAUCUGCAGUCUAUCCGGAUUCAGCAACAUCUACUUUCAAAGACAUUGUUGUCGACUUCCUUACUUUCGGUGUAGAAGCUAAGGGUAGCGAAGUGCUGGCAAACACAGAAGCUACAAUAUCUUGUGUAGUAAGUGGUUUGAGUAAGCAGCUGGAGGCGGUAACAUGGAAGAAACCUAGUUCGGGUGGUGUUAUAACUGGCGGUAUUGACAGCUAUGCUAUUGAGCUUGGAACGUACGAUCUUGGCACCAACAUUCAAACUACAAUUCUGACCGUACCUGCUGCUGAAAACACGGCUGAUGCUGUUUUCACCUGUGUCAUUACAUCUGACGAGCAUGCAAUAACAUCAGAAGAGACUCCUGUCAACUCGAACGUUUUCACUGUAUUGUCAGUGACUAAGUCAGUCAUUACUAGUAAGGAUCAGACUUUGACCUGUACAGUAGGAGAACUAGACGUAGGUGGAACCCCUGUUAAUGUAGUCUGGAAGGCUCCUGAUGGUACGACUGUAUCUGUCUCGGAUAUUACGAACUACGAUGUCAGCAACGGUACAGUCGAUGGAACCGGCAUACAGGUGGCAGAACUCACCAUCAAGGCUACCAAGCUUGCUGAUUUUGCUAACCAGUCAACAUUCACAUACAAGUGCUCGGUAACAUCAACACAGUACCCAAACUCACCUGUAACUACCUUCGGAGUUGUGGUCAACGUUCUAGCACCUUGUAGCGUGCCCGUUAUCGAACAAGGCAUCAUAUCUCCAUAUUCGACGAUUGAUUCAGGCUCAACAUACGAAAUAAGGUGCGACAGCGGGUUUGUCAUAAUUGGACCGUCCUCGAUGGUGUGCACUAACGGCACCCUAUCUGAAUCCCCAUCUUGUCCACCAGUGGCUACCGUAACUUGUGAUGAAUACGGAAUAAAGUUGAUCAUUACUGAGAAAAUUAGUUUUGAUACAAUAUUGCUCAACGACAAAGAGUGUGAGUUUAAGGGAGACUCUCAAGAAAUCAGAACAGAUUUAGACAAAUGCGGUACGACGGUAUCUUAUAAUAACAGCCAUGUCGUUUACAAAAACCAAAUGGUAGGAAUUUCCAGUAAAAUUGAUUACAGUAACGGUAUAACCAGAGGAGGAGAACUUAAGAUAGCAUUUGAGUGCUCAUUCAAUAGAACAGGUGAUACCGAGUAUGCAUCUUGGGAGGUAAAGGGUGCAGCCAUUGUGGAAAGAGUGACGGGUGAAGGUUCGCUACGUUUCCUUCUAGAUAUCUUCGAGGACGCAACAUAUGCCAACAAAGUGGUCAACUUUCCCUUCCAGUUAACCCUUAACGCUAACAUCAACAUGCAGGUCACGCUGGAUUCAUUAGAUCCAGACCAGUCUCUGGGUGUGGUCCGAAUACAGGCAAAGGACAGUGAAACGGAGGAGGAUGGAAACUUGUCCUACGACUUGGUGAAGGAAGGGUGCAUCGUGGACUCCACCUUCAAGUUUAUUGAAACGGACUCGAAUUUGCAGCCUCAUUCAGAUCCUAAAUCUAAACGAUUUAUCUUUAAAGCUUUUAGCUUUUUGGACAGCCAGACUCCGAUUUACAUUCACGCUGUUAUAAAAGUCUGUAGUCUUUCGGAUAACAGUUUUGGCUGUACAGACUUGUGCACAAAAAGCAGACGAAAGAGAUUCGUUGAAGUAUCGAGUGAACUGAAUGGUGAACAGUUUCAUAUUUACCAAGGACCGAUAGUGCCUAGACACCUUGUUGAAAUCAGAGAAGAUUGUGUUGCGGGCCAGUUUCUGCAUCAGGAUAAUGGCUGUACAGACUGUCCGGCAGAUCAUUGGAGUUUAGCAGCAAACACAGCUGCUACCUGCACUGCCUGUCCAGCUAGAAAAGAGGUAGACUCUGGAAAAGGAACACAAGAAAAUGACUGCACAUGGAAUGAGCCGGUUUUGGGAGUUGGUGUAAAAUUAGGGCCUGGAAUUUUGACCAUCCUGCUCCUGAUGCAGGUUCUGCUGUAGCACAAUAAGGUUUGUCAAGAUGACGUCACACCACCUGAUGCAGGUUCUGCUGUAGCACAAUAAGGUUUGUCAAAAUGACUAUAUCGUGAACUAUUACUAAGCUAACGUUAGCUAUCGUAAAUAGACUAAUGGUUAUGAACUAAAAAGAGUUGUUUAUUGGGAAAUAUUUAAAUAAUAUUCAUAAUUGCAGAAAGUGAAGUGAUUUUCUUUAGGUUAACAACAAUUAUGAUUUAUAUCACAGUUAAUUUAAACAUUAUAUAAUGAAAUGACAUAAAAUGAGAUGAAAUGAAAUGAGGUAUUUAUAUCCCGCUCAUAUGAUUAACCAACACAACAAGGAAGGUGGUUAACCAUGUCAGAGCGGUUGACUGUGAGUGAUGUGAGCAAAUGUGUAAACGUGAACAAAGUAUAACUCAUCAUAAGGCAAAGACAAAAUUAAAACAUCUUUUAUUGUAAACCACACUAAACUAAAUAAUAUUUUAACAGAUAUAAGUAGAGUUAAACUAAAACGAGGUUUUAUAAAUGUUUUUGAUGUGGUGUAUGGUAUGUUAGUGAUAGAAAUAAUUUAUUUUCUAUUUCAAACGCGCUGCAUUGAUUAAUUAAUACAACAGUGUAAACUAUUAUGAUAUAUAAUUGUGUAUUUGACCAGUACAAUUACAAAGUAAAUUUAUAGAGAUAUUACGUUUUAAAGAAUGC
Messenger RNA from Bolinopsis microptera, 3000 nucleotides. RefSeq lists its product as uncharacterized. Lineage: Eukaryota; Metazoa; Ctenophora; Tentaculata; Lobata; Bolinopsidae. The transcript is spliced from 14 exons. The record is from RefSeq and is a predicted model, not a curated record. The coding region runs from base 1 to 2307 and encodes 768 amino acids. Gene Ontology annotation, cellular component: cell surface.